AAUUACGUUUUGUAAAAAGGCCUAUUUCUGCUUAUUACAUUUAAAGUUGGUUUUAUACAAUUAUUAAAAGAAAGACUUUCAAUCAUAAUUAAUAUAAUUACCUUCUAAAAAAUUCUUUCAUCCUUAUGGAUAUUAGCUGCUGUAUUCAAAAUAUGAAUAAAUAAAACAUGUGUUCUUAAAGACUAAAAUUUCCAAAUAUUAAAGCUACCCAAAUAAAUGUUAACAGUAUGCCAAAAAAUCUGGUAUAAAUUUACAGUAUAUUAUUUACACUAAUACUCGGGUUCAUAUUUAUGAAUUUGUAAUUAUAUUCACGAUAAUAAGAUAGCAAUGCGAAAUUACAGAAAUACAAAAUGAAUUUACAGUCUAUGUGCGUGUAAACACAUGAAUAGCACCUAUCUAUCGAUCAAACAUUCGAUCGUUGUUAAGGAGAUAUAGAGAGAUAUAUAUAUAAGUGUAGUGAUUUUAUAUAAUGGUGUCGCAGUUUUGUCAAAUCUAAUGCGCCUACUAAAAUAUGACAGAUCAUAUGGAAAAUAUAGUGUCACCAUGGGAAAUCGAGGCUUUCGUGCAAAGUUUAGACAUUUCAAUUUUGGAAAAUAUUGGUACAAAAAGGUACUAUGCAUACAUAUAUAUAUUAUUCAAUACAUUAUCAAACCUGAUAAAGAUACACAACUAUAUUCUAGCUGGUUGGAAUUCCACAAAAGACUGACAUUAUUAAACCAGCAAAGCGUACUUGAAGUAACAGGAUUGCGCGAAGAGAGUGUUAUAGAAUGGUUUAUUUCACUAAAGAAAAUUCCCGUUCUUAUAUACGAAGUUAUACAAAUCGACAUAUGGAAACACAAAGUAUUUCCAUUUUUAAUUGAUCUUAAUGGUGAACCUUCAAACACAUUCAUGCUGUUUAGCGUACUUUAUCAUGAAGUCGUCGCAGCUUCGUUAUUGGAAAAUAUAUUAUUUCAUUGCGAAAGCGCGCAAACAUUGGACGAUACGGUAAUCGAUCUCAUCGAUUAUGCCGUUCAACACGUGACUAUGCUUCUCGAUGAGAAAUCUUUAGAGAUCUACGAAAGUCUCCCAAUUAAAACAAACUCGUGUCUGGAAGAGAUAUUGGAGAAACUAAAAGUAUUUGAGUUUGACAUUGGAAUGCGAUGUAUUUCGAUUUUACAUUAUCUAAUAGAAUUUUUAGAUAAUCUACCCUUGUGUGCUGUUUCACGUAUGUUGGCCAUUCACGACAUUCCUUACUUGUUCGCACAGUUAAUUGAAAAUCAACCAUGGAGAAAACAAAAUGAAAACGGUGAGAUACUAACUUAUGAUGCUAACUGGAAAAAAAUUCAAGUAGAUGAAGUAGGAAAAAUUUGUAAAAGAGAAGGACAAGUGUGGUUUGCUUUGAGAGAAUUACUUCUCAAUCCUAAAUGUUCCCCAUAUUAUGAAAUCUCGGAGCACAGAUUGUCUCAAUUAAUGAAACUACAGAAAUAUCUGCAUGAAAAUGUAUUAGAUCAAAUAGCUCCUUUGAUAGAGCUCAAAAGAUGGUUAUCCUACUUAAAUAUAUCAUCUGCAAUACUAUCGUCGAACACAACCAAAGCUAUUUUUGUCGAAGUUAUACCACAGAUAAAAUUAUCAAUUCUGGAAAAAUACCAUAAAAAAUGGAGCAAAGUGGCCAGAUAUCAGUCCAAGUGUUUAUAUACAAUGGAUACUAAUUACAUUAAAGAUGCUGCCCAAAUUUUAAACGAAGUUUACGAUUUGGAAAAAUUGGAUCGCUUAGAAACAAAAAAAUGUGCUUUGUGUCAAGAAUUAUCUAAAAAGCGAUGUUCCAAGUGUAAAGAAGCCUGGUAUUGCAGCAGGUACGUAAAAAUAUUAUGAAUAUAUAAAACUACGUUACAUCAAAUCUUAUAAAAAAAAAACAAAAAUGACAUACUUUUUUCACAGACAAUGUCAA
This is a messenger RNA of Odontomachus brunneus, 1927 nucleotides long. It is a transcript of the gene Zmynd10, whose product is annotated as zinc finger MYND domain-containing protein 10. The coding region runs from base 496 to 1851 and encodes 451 amino acids. Lineage: Eukaryota; Metazoa; Arthropoda; Insecta; Hymenoptera; Formicidae. The record is from RefSeq and is a predicted model, not a curated record. The transcript is spliced from 6 exons. Gene Ontology annotation, cellular component: cytoplasm; centriolar satellite. Gene Ontology annotation, biological process: inner dynein arm assembly; outer dynein arm assembly; motile cilium assembly.